Molecule: messenger RNA, 752 nt
Organism: Mangifera indica (mango)
Lineage: Eukaryota; Viridiplantae; Streptophyta; Magnoliopsida; Sapindales; Anacardiaceae
Product: major strawberry allergen Fra a 1-2-like
Exons: 2
Coding region: 35-625 (196 amino acids)
Biological process (GO): abscisic acid-activated signaling pathway; defense response
Cellular component (GO): nucleus; cytoplasm
Molecular function (GO): protein phosphatase inhibitor activity; abscisic acid binding; signaling receptor activity
Source: RefSeq, a predicted model, not a curated record
UUCUUCCAUCUCCCAGGGAAACUGAGAACUCAGUAUGUAUAUAAAAAAGACCUCAAUUUCAUUGAUCUCUCACCAUUAUAACUUCCCAAGAACUAAUCAACCUUCCUUUUUCUCCUUUCAAUAUUUUAUAAACAUAAAAAUCAUAAUGGGUGUGUUUACUUAUGAAAUGGAGGUGAUUACGAAAAUCCCCCCAGUUAAGAUAUUCAACGCCCUUAUCCUUGAUGGUGACAAACUCAUCCCCAAGAUCGUGCCACAGGCCAUUAAAACUGUUGAGCUUAUUGAAGGAGAUGGAGGGCCUGGCAGUAUCAAGAAGAUUACUUUUGGCGAGGGAAGCCAGUUUGACUAUGUGAAGCAUAAGGUUGAAGCAUUAGACAAAGAAAAUUUCAUCUACAGUUACAGCGUGAUUGAGGGUGAUGCAUUGAUGAAAUCACUAGAGAAAAUCACCUAUGAGAUUAAGUUAGCAUCUUCUGCGGACGGUGGAUCCAUCUGCAAAAGCAUAAGCAAGUACUAUACCAUUGGGAACUUUGCGAUUACGGAAGAGCAAAUCAAAGCUGGCAAAGAAAAGUCUUCGGGAUUGUUCAAGGCCACUGAGGCCUACCUUUUGGCAAAUCCUGAUGCCUAUUAAAGUUACCAAUAUUAUAUGUUCAGAUUUGUGUUUUGGUUAAUAAGGCUUGGGGUCAAGUGUGGCAUGUAAUUUUCACUAGAUUAAAGAGUAUGUAUCGUUAAUAAGGCUUUGGGUCAACCGGCUUGUA